AUAAAUUCUGAAGAGCAUGUUGAUACAGCUGAUGAGGAGAUAGUCUCUUGGGAUCACAGUAUUCCUGAAGACAUAAAGCAAAAAAUACAGCCUAAGGAGGUUCCAGCAGAAAGUGUUACUGUCUGGAUUGACCCAUUAGAUGCUACACAAGAAUACACAGAGGAUCUUCGACAGUACGUCACGACAAUGGUUUGUGUGGCUGUAAAUGGUAAACCAGUAAUAGGAGUGAUACACAAGCCAUUCUCAUCAUAUACAGCUUGGGCAAUGGUGGAUGGUGGGUCGAACAUAAAAGCUCGUUCCUCCUACAAUGAGAAAUCUCCAAGGAUUAUUGUGUCCCGCUCUCAUGCAGGAAAAGUUGAGCAAGUUGCACGGCAGACAUUCGGAAAUAAAACUGUGAUAAUCCCCGCUGGUGGAGCAGGUUAUAAAGUGUUGGCCCUCCUUGACGUACCUGAAAAGAAUCAAGAAGAAGCUGAUGUGUAUAUCCAUGUCACCUACAUUAAGAAGUGGGACAUAUGUGCUGGAAAUGCAGUGUUGAGAGCAUUGGGUGGUCAUAUGACUACCCUGACUGGUGAAGAAAUCAGUUACACUGGCUCAGAUGGCAAUGAGGGAGGACUUAUAGCCAGUAUCAACAUGAACCAUAAAGCACUAAUUGAAAAACUUCCAGAUCUGGAAAAAUCAUCACACAAAUAAACAUGAUGGAGAAGUACAAGUCAUGCUUUUGUAAGCCUCCAGAUGUUCUAUCUGAAGAAGCAGGUGUGAAAACCUGCUGAGAAAAAUGCACAGCAAAGCAAAGCAGUUUGUUGUGGGUUUGGGGACUAUAUCUGGGUUUCUUCAGUGGUGGUAUUUAAAAAAGAAUAAAAUAAGCAGUAGAAAGGGAACCGAUGGCCUCA
Molecule: messenger RNA, 890 nt
Organism: Acanthisitta chloris (rifleman)
Lineage: Eukaryota; Metazoa; Chordata; Aves; Passeriformes; Acanthisittidae
Gene: BPNT2
Product: inositol monophosphatase domain containing 1
Exons: 4
Biological process (GO): phosphatidylinositol phosphate biosynthetic process
Cellular component (GO): endomembrane system
Molecular function (GO): 3'-nucleotidase activity
Source: RefSeq, a predicted model, not a curated record